Molecule: messenger RNA, 1798 nt
Organism: Gastrolobium bilobum
Lineage: Eukaryota; Viridiplantae; Streptophyta; Magnoliopsida; Fabales; Fabaceae
Exons: 10
Coding region: 71-1612 (513 amino acids)
Biological process (GO): mRNA splicing, via spliceosome
Cellular component (GO): nucleus
Molecular function (GO): RNA binding
Source: RefSeq, a predicted model, not a curated record
UUUCAACAGUAACUAUUGCGAGAGAGAGAGAGAGAGCAAUUCUGCUAUCAAACUACAGAACCUAUUACAUAUGGACUCCGAUCCCGAAUAUUUGGAAAAGACCGAUUCCUUGUUUGUUUGGGAUGAAAAAUCACAGCUUUACUUCCAUGCUAGUAGUGGAUUUUACCAUGACCCUAAUGCUGGCUGGUACUAUAGCAGCAGAGAUGGUGUUUAUUACAAAUUCGAGGACGGAAAUUAUGUACUUUUAGAUUCCAAUAAGGAUGAUUGUGGAGAAACAUAUCUGAACAAGGAAACUACACUGGAAAAUCCUCAACAAAUAUAUGGUAACAACAAUGAGGAUUACCCUUCCUUCCUUGAAAGUAAAUUUGAAACUCACCAACAGAUAGGUACCUUGGCUGAUGAAGCAGCCGAUGAUGCCAUGAAUUCCAUGAGCAGUCCAACUUGUGAAAACCCUCCUCCACCACCAUCGGAAUGGUUAGAGGACACACUUAUUGAUCUUUACCUAUCUGGCUACAACAACAUAGCAGUUAGUGCAGCAGAUACAGUGACAGUGCCCCAGGAAACAGAUGACGGAUAUAACUCUAAGUUUGCAGCUGACGCUUACAGCAAUACUUGUGAAGUGGAAGGUGAGUGGAUCCCUGACCCAGUGGAUGAAAAUGGCAUAGCUCAUAAAAGUACUGUAGAUGAAGGUAUAGCUUACAGCAAUACGUAUGAAGUGGAAGAAGGUGAGUGGAUCCCAGACCCAGAGGACGAAAAUGGCAUAGCUGAUAGAAGUACCAUAGAUGAAGGUAUGUCGUUGGAUGAAGAGAAAUGGCGUGCUCAGUAUGGUCAAGUAAUUGAAUCAGGGAAAGAUCUGGUUUCAGAGUUUCCAAUUAUGGACUUAUGGGAUUGGGAAAUGGUUAGAGGAUCCAAAAAAGAUGGAAAAGAUAAUGCGGCAAGGUUGGUUGGAAGACCGGUAAAACAAUAUGCCAAGCGACAUCCGUCUAUCGCUUCUUGUGGAGGGAAAUUAAGAUCUGCUCCUAUCUGUGAAGUACAUCUCAAUCUGGUACUAGUCAAAACAGGACUAGUAUACAAAUUGCGAAAUCCUAGUGCAAGAUAUGUUUCUUCAUUAUCAACUUAUGAUUCUGCCAAUCCAACAAAAGAUUGGGAUUUUCCUCAAUUAUCAUCUAAUAGAAAAAUUGCCCGUCCCUCUAAGUCCAGUGAAAGCAUUGCUUCAGCUUCAGAUGAAAUCCCUAUAGAGAAGGAUUUGUCUAUGGUGCCAAGUCAGCUCUCUGCAUCCAAGCAAAUAAAAUGUCAAUACAGAGAUAGGGCUGCUGAAAGAAGAAUCUUGCAUGGUGGCUUUGGAGUGGGUCCUGGACAAAAGAAUCUAGCAGUCAGUUAUAAUACGCCAUCAUCACCUUCUACUAGUUGUCCACAACAAGCUGCAUCAGAGGCCUUGGAGAUGUCAUUUGGAGCAGGUAGCUAUGCCAGAAAACUUCUAGAAAGCAUGGGUUGGAAAGAGGGGGAAGGGCUUGGCAGUUCCACCAAGGGCUUGGUGGAACCUAUUCAACCAAUUGGCAACAUUGGCAAUGCGGGUUUGGGAUGGAGACGUCGAAAUUCGCAAAACGAAUAAGCAAUCCAACUACAUAGUGUUCGCAGUUGUAGGAGUUUUAGGGGAUAUUUAAAGAGGCUUAGAGCAAUUUACAGCGGAGAUACUGAAUUCUAUUCCUAGAAAGUUAACCUUUUUCUUUUUUCUUACUUCCCUUGUAAUCAACCAUAUACCAUGACAAACUAUUACAUUGUAGCGCAAUCUGCAAUA